This is a messenger RNA of Microcebus murinus (gray mouse lemur), 1824 nucleotides long. The record is from RefSeq and is a predicted model, not a curated record. NCBI's taxonomy places the organism in Eukaryota, Metazoa, Chordata, Mammalia, Primates, Cheirogaleidae.
GAGCACUAGGGGCUAGGGCAUUCAGAUUCGCAAAGUUGUGGAAAAAUUCCAGAGUCGUUUGCUAAGAAUCACCAGGGUGCUUGUUACAUAUGCAGAUGACCACGCCCUUUCUCCAAAUUCUAAUUCCAAAGGCCUGGAAUCAAUAGUUUAACAAACACCCCAGGUGAUGCUUAUCUUCGGGCAAGUCCAGACUUGGUGCCAUUCACUGAUUUAUUUACUCACCUAAGAUUCUUCAGGUCCCAAAGAUGGUAUUAAGGGAGCAGGAUGAACAAGACAGUGUCAGCUUUAAGGAGCUAGCAGGUGGCUGGGUGAGCAGCGUGUCCAGGGCCCGCGUGGUCUGCAGCUCAGGUGUCCUGAUCCCAGCGGGGUGGGAGGACAUAGGUUUGGAGCUCCGGGCUGAGCCUGCUGGGCCUCAUUCCAUUUCCUAACACCUGCUCUGGUCUGAAGCUGUGGUUCUUGCCAGCUAGAGGCAUCCUGUGAAAGACACUGAGGUGUGUAAAGCACUUCGCGCCGCGCCUGGCACACAAUGUGGAGGUCGACGGGCAGAACUGGACCUUCGCUUUUGACUUCUCCUUCCUGAGCCAAGAAGAGGACCUGGAGUGGGCCGAGCUCCGGCUGCAGCUGCCCAGUGCUGGGGCCUUCGCUGCCGAGGAGCCACUUUCCAUUGAGAUUUUCCACCAGCCCAAGCCAGACUCGCAGCAGGCCCAAGGCGGCUGCUUAGAGCGGCUUCAGAUGGACCUGUUCACAGUUACUCUGUCCCAGGUCACCUUUUCCUCCGGCAGCAUGGUCCUGGAGGUGACCAGGCCCCUCUCCAAGUGGCUGAAGCACCCUGGGGCUCUGGAGGAGCAGAUGUCCAGUGUGGCCCGAGAGUGCUGGCCGCGGUCCCGGACACCGCCCGUGGACAACGUGCUCCUCGUGCUCUACUCCAACCUCCCGCGGGAGCAGAGGCGGCUGGGCGGCUCCACCUUGCUGUGGGAAGCUGAGAGCUCCUGGCGGGCCCAGGAGGGCCAGCUCUCCCAGGAGGCCGGCAGCAGGCACCGACGACAUCACUUGCCAGACAGAAGCCAACUGUGUCGGAAGGUCAAGUUCCAGGUGGACUUCAACCUGAUCGGAUGGGGCUCCUGGAUCAUCUACCCCAAGCAUUACGACGCCUACCGCUGUGAGGGCGAGUGUCCCAACCCCGUGGGGGAGGAGUUCCAUCCCACCAACCAUGCGUACAUUCAGAGUCUGCUCAAACGUUACCAGCCCCACCGGGUCCCUUCCACCUGCUGUGCCCCAGUGAAGACCAAGCCCCUGAGCAUGCUGUACGUGGACAACGGCAGAGUGCUCCUAGAUCGCCACGAAGACAUGGUCGUGGAAGAAUGUGGGUGCCUUUGAGGCGAUCCUGGAGGGAUGCUGGAUUUGCCUACACUCCGAAAGGUUGGGAAGCUUCUGGAAGACGUGACAGCCAUCUAUCUAAUGCAGUGAGGAGAAACAGAGGGGAGACGCUGCCCUGCCCACCAGAACUGAAGAGGAAGGGGCUGCCCACUCUGUAAAUGAAGGGCUCUCUGGAGUCUGGCCAAGCACAGAGGCUGCAUCCGGAAGAGGGAGGAGGAAGCCCACGCAGGGCACUUGCUAGGUUUUCUCUUUACUAAAAAGACAGUGGCAAGUAAAAGCACAAGUGCAAGAGUUCUUUAUUGGAUUUUUUUUUAAACCUGUGAACCCCCUGAAAUUGUAUGCAAAAGUUGGGACAUAAUGUGCCUUUAUUUUUGAGGUGGGACAAAGUCAUCUGUAGCUUUCAUAUGAUCUGUGACCUGCCCCUCCCCAAAGAUUAAGUGCCACUGU